AGAGAGAGAGAGAGAGAGAGAGAGAGAGAGAGAGAGAGAGAGAGAGAGAACUCCAUACGGGUUAUAUGAUAACUUUCAAAACAUUUAUGUCAUAUGUAUCUGUAACUUCUAUGUGGAAUGUAUAACCAGAAACAAAAUACCUGAUGUAUAUUUGAACAAAUAUUUGGACAAAAUACUUAAUAUUGGUGAUAUUGGGCUGAAUAUUCGAAUAUAUCUGUUGGUUGCGCGUUCCAUAAGGCUAUACAAACCCAUACGUUUUUUCUAAAACUGAAUAUGCGAAGGAGAAGCUCUGAGAUAAGACAGAGUACGAGCAAUAGUGUCUCCAAGAAUACAUCGCUGGUAUCAACUAGCGACGGGCUAAGUAUACUCAGAUAGUCUGAAUAUAUGUUUCAAUUGGUCAAAAUAUACAUAUAUAUACUAAAACACACAAUCUGAUAAUUCCGAUUAAAAAUCCGAUUUAGAUCCGAUUCAUUUAAAUUGAAUUCCGAUCCAAGCAAAUUCACAAUGGCGACUCCCAAUACUCCUAAGCUGAAAUUUAAUGAAUUCCUAGACCAAAGAAUGGAAUACAGAUCGGGGGGAAAGGAACAAUGGAAGCACAUAAAGAAAGUUUGGGAGGGAAUAAAGUUAAGAUGGACUCAAGCAGGCUAUCUAGGACAGGGGCUGCCAGCCGGGACCCAGCUGAAAACAAUGGAAUGUGAAUUGAGAGAGACGUUGCAGGAGACAAGAGACAUGGAGGUAGAAAGAAACAAGGGCCAUGUAUUCAAAAACCAAGGUACCAAACAGAGAGAAAGAGCAGAAGCGGAACUAAAGAUAGGAACUUGGGCCAUCGAAGAAGCGCGGAGAGCAAUACUGAACAAAAAUCCUGAAAUGAUGGGGGUGGCCACUCCCUCACAAGGGGCAGAUGUGCAGACGAGCCACCACCAGGAGAUGGCGCCAAAUCCAUUUCCCUCUGCCCUGGCCACUCCCUCACAAGGGGCAGAUGUGCAGACAAGCCACCACCAGGAUAUGGCGCCAAAUCCAUUUCCCUCUGCCCCGCCAACACCUGUGCCCUCAACAACCAAACCCCUUUACCCGGUCCUGUCAAAUUUGGCUCCACCUUAUACUGAAGAAAGGAAAAGGGCCGGGCCCGCGUCAACACAGGCCCCUGUGUUCCUGGUAAAAGAAGGAGUACUCCGAGGGGAUACGUUGAUCAAAGGGGGCCACCUGGAGUGUGAAGAAUUAAAACCUGGCCCACAGGGUUACUCCACAACAGGGGGUGCACAAAGGUGCACACCAGGGCCAUCUGACAUGCAUGCCCCUCGAUCUAUGCGAGAACAGCUCCACCCCAGUGGCCACACGAGGAAUCCAUCCACAGAUGGAGCAUGGGGCAACGGGAGCAGCUUGAAGUCAGAGGGGAGGGGAACCCCCACCUCCUGCACAUCCAGUGUGUACGGAGAACAUAGAGGGGAACCAAGGAGCGAUAUUCGUAAGGAGUAUUUCACAAGUGGCCGCCGACAAGAAGAAAAUUUAAUGACUUUCAGUGAAACCGGACAGACCACCUGUUCCAGAUACGUGGCAGCAGUAGCUAAGGCUAUUGAGAAGACAGCACACCUGGUAAUGUGCCACAAGAUGCAAAUACACACCCACCAUGGGGUGGCAGCAUACCUCAUCAGCAAAGAAUUUACCUUCAGUGCGGACAGAAAAAAACAAAUCCAGAACAAAUGCACUCAGUCGCACAUCACUUUCGUGAACAACGACAAUAACAUGGCAGAUGCACUCACCGCAGAAGAUGGCCUAGCACACUCCUGCCAAGAGAGGGCAGCACAAGAGCUCAAACUGAGACCAGACCUGGAAAAUGAACCACUGACAUCUCCAGACCUAUGGCUGUACACAGACGGAUGUUGCUACAAGGGAGACACAGGAAACAUAGCUGCCUAUGCGGUCAUACAGCAGCUGCAUGACAAAACACAUGUCACGUUGGAAUCAGGAAUUAUCCCCCAGCCAGCAUCGGCACAACUUGCGGAAAUUGUGGCUUUGACUCAAGCUCUAGAGAAAGCCAAAUGAAAAACUGCAAACAUUUACAUGGACUCGGCAUACGCACACGGAGCCGUGCACAUAGAUGGACCACAAUGGGUUAGGCGCAACUUUACCACCACAGGUAACCUACCCAUCAAGCAACGAGCCCAAAUCGAACGUCUGAUACAUGCCGUGUCCUUACCAAAGACAGUGGCCAUAAUGAAAUGCCGAGGCCACCAAAGACUGUCCAGCAGAAUCAAUCAAGGAAAUGAUGCCGCAGACCUGGCAGCCAAGGCCGCAGGAGGAUACAGCCCCCGACAGAUGGUGCUCGGGAUAGAACCGGCAAGGACUGAACUGACAAGCCAACACAUACUAGAACUACAGGAAGAGUGAUGCCAGGUCCACCAAGAGAGGGAGGUCAUAUGCCCCCUCUUGAUGUACACCAGAUAGGUAUGACUGACUAUGUAAGAAAAUUGACGGAACUGUCUGCAGCUCUCUCCAAACAGAUACACAGAGUCCAUGAGGGGGAGCUGACGGGAGAUCCAGAGCAUCCAAGGGUAAAGGUCGGCGAUUGGGUAAGGAUCAAGGUCCACAAAAGAAAGUGGGCGGAUCCCAGGUGGACUGGACCGUACGAAGUGAAGGAGGUUACUUCACACUCAGUCCAGGUCAAAGGUAAAUCGGGCGCACCUUGGCACCACUUGACUCACUGUACACCAGCACCGACUCCUUCCAGAACUUUGACUGAAGUCAGGGUCGAUUUGAGCGACCUAAAUUUGAUUCCAAACACAGAACUUUUAGUUGGUGAGGAUGUGGGAACAACUCCCCAGCACACCAACUAACCGGUCUUCCAGAGAUAGGGGCUAUCCCUGGACGAGAUUGGGGAUAUCGGGCCCCGUGUUUGUUAUUUUUAUAGUAGUCACAGGAGUUUCCAUGGGGAUUCUCCUGUGGGUAUUAGAGCAUCAUACACCUACAUUACAAGCAGAUAUAGGACCCUCUAAUGGGUCAUCCAACCUGACCACAUCCAUGGCACAUAUAGAACUGGCCAAUCAUUUGCACAAGAGGCAUUCCCCCACCCCUGACUCUGAUUGCAAGGCGACCGACAUAAGGAGUACGACCGUUUGCGUUCCCAUAAACACAACCAAUAUCAUUAACAUCCCUUGGGGGACCCUAGGGUACUCGAGACAAAAGGGGAGGGAGCAGUUGGGGUCCAGUGCACUCUGGUCUGCUGGACACGUAUGGUAUAUGACGCUAGGAAAAAUUGACAAUUGGUCUUGGAAGAAUUUGGUGGGGGAAACAGGCAGUGGGUGGGAAGACUGGACGACAGAUGGGGAGGCAUUGCAAUGGCGGAAGCGACUGACCCUAACUAAGACAAAUACGGGACGGGAACUUAUCAUUAGACCAGGGAGCGAGCCUCUAGGGUGUUAUAAUUUUAUUCUGGCCCCAUGGAAUUCUGGAAUCAAAUAUUGGUCGUGGCAAAUUUGUUUGACCAAUAAUCCUAAACCUACCUCUAUUACAGUAAAGGAUGACCUGAACACUCCCGUAAAAGGAUCCCCUUCUUCCCCACUGUUUGCCCAAGUAGAGGCAACGUCCAGGCUUAAAAGUCCGGACGACAUAAUUCUAACAACUACAGGCGUCUCAGGUUUUUCUAAUAAUUGGCUAUUGUUGACUGAGGAAGAUGAAAAUACCACCAGACAGAGUUGCGUGGUGUGCAUGGGCGCUCGUCCACUGCUUCGAAUUGUCCCAGCAAUAGUGUCUAGAGCAUGCCUAAUUCCGCUUAUGACUGCCGAUAACCCCAGGGAUAACUGCACUGCCUGGGAUGACGUAUAUCCGGUCACCAAAUUCACCACUAGAAAACCAGUGUUUUCCAACCAGGUAGCAAUGGCAAAUUUUACUUGUGUCAAUAUGACAGGAGGAGGAACCGAGGUGGGAUGGAUUCCUGGGGAUUGGUGUCUGAAAACAGUUAAUGUUAAUGGAAGUUUCAGGCCAAUAUCCAGAGCGGAUGUGUGGUGGUGGUGUGGUAGUACGGUCCUGUUUGAUAAGUUACCCUCCAAUAAUACUGGACACUGUGCACUGGUUACUCUCUUGUUGCCUGUUGCUAUCUACCCAAUAGGAGCGGAGGACCUAGUUCACCGGAUCUAAUUCUGGGAUAGAUACCUCGAUGUGGGACUCCUGGAUGAGUGCGUUUGCUGAACAUUGUGUGACUGAGAACAGGCAUGGAGGGAUUCUAUGAUGACGGACAGACAACUGAGCCAAUGACGGAAGACUACACCCCAGCCUGAGCCUGAACCAAUCCGAAGAACCGAACUUCUAGAAUCAACCUACUUUCUGUUCUGUAUUAAUUGCUUGUGCAAACGAUUAGCGGGGCUUUUUUUGUUGGUUCCUCAUGAGCUAAUAGAAGGGCCCGUAUAUACGCUGUACCAGAUAUCUUUACUCUGAAUAAACUGUCACUUGUCAUACAAUCUA
This is a messenger RNA of Oncorhynchus gorbuscha (pink salmon), 4458 nucleotides long. RefSeq lists its product as uncharacterized. The record is from RefSeq and is a predicted model, not a curated record. Bases 505 to 2043 code for a protein of 512 amino acids. NCBI's taxonomy places the organism in Eukaryota, Metazoa, Chordata, Actinopteri, Salmoniformes, Salmonidae. The transcript has 2 exons. Gene Ontology annotation, molecular function: nucleic acid binding; RNA-DNA hybrid ribonuclease activity.